GUUUACGCCUAAAUGCAUGCGAUUUUGUUGCAUGCCAUAAUACGUGUUUGUGAACGGUUGUAACAGUAUUAGUGUAGGCAUAAGAUAGGAUAGGAUUAAGAAAUAUUGUAAAUAUAGAUAGAACCCAAAACGCAUUCGACCAGAGCAGACGUCCCCCCUUGAACAGCACAACGAACCAUCCGAACAUUUGGUCCUUCGAACCGGAUCGUUCCUGUUAGUUACCGUUCCUAUUGUUGUUUAAGUUACGUUGGUUUUGUGCAAAGUUAUAGUGUUUAUCGUCCUGGUGUUGUUGUGAACAAUUUGCGCUUGCGCUCGUAAGAACUUUGUGUCAGUUGUAACCAGCGAAGGUGUAAGGACGGAGAACGACAGUGUUUUUAUUUGUUUUCAAGGGGAAUUUGUGAUUUGUUUAAGUUUCACAUAGUAAUUUGUUCGAAUGCAGAUAAGUAAUUGCACGCGGACUUAACUAAGCGUGGGUUCAGGGUGUUGACCUUUCGAUUUGUCGGUGAACUAGUGAACUAUCAAGGACGGACAUUGCACAAGGUUUAGUGUGUUUACAGCAGUGGUAUUAGUGUAGUGUUUCGUACGCUGGAAGGAAAGUUCAUCGAUGAACAGUUCGGUGCCGUAGCAAGUUCUUCGAUAAGGAUAGAAGCAGCCAUUGCAACUAACCCACGGUGAUUAGGCAGGAACGGCGGUAGUGGCAAUUUUUGAAGCUUUAUCCGUGAAGUGUGGAACAAGCUUGCUUGCAGAGAUUGAUGUUGUGCCGAUAGCAAGGUUCAAAUUAUAGAAUUCAGUGUGUGGUCAACACGUGGCUUGAUAGUGGUAUUAGUGCGAAAGAACUAAGUACGUUAACCUUACAACGCAACGCGUCAGAGUGAACAGCUUUGAGAGUACGACAGGGUUCAUCAGUGAAGGAAGUGAAAAAUAUUUAAAAUGCCUGCAGGGGACAAGCAACAGAAACAAUUACAGCAGCUGCAGCGCUUAUAUCGCGAUAGUUUGCGUAGCAUUGACAUUUACGAAGAGUUUGUGAACAAUUACGAUCCAGCCAGAGAUAGUGACCAGGUCCCAGUGCAAUUAGAACAGUUAGAGGAAGUGAAAAAUGCAUUUACAGAUGCUCGAGCACAGUUACUCAUCGAAGAGUCAAGCGUCGAAGACGAAAUGUGGAAUGAUCAAAGGACAUUCAUGACAAAAUAUAUGAAGGUGAAGGGUUUUUUGUGCGCACAACAACGAGUAGAUGCAACAAAUCUUGUGGCUAGCAGUACGUUUCAAACAUCAGUGACGCAUACACCAUUACGACUUCCCGAAAUCAAUCUGCCUUCAUUCGACGGCGAUGCAACGAAAUGGCUCACUUUUAAAGAUCGUUUUACCUCUAUGGUUCAUGAAGUGAUAGAACUCCCAGAUGUAACAAAACUGCAGUAUCUGUUGACGGCGUUGAAGGGAAGUGCAGCAACACCAUACGAUCAUACGCAGUUAGUAGCAGAAAACUACGAGUCAACAUGGAAAUCAUUGCUACAGCGUUUUGAUGAUUCUAAGAGAAUAAAACGAGAAUAUUUCAAGGCACUUUACCAACUGGAGUCUAUGAACGGGUCAAGCGCUGAGGAGUUGGCACGUCUUGUAAAUGAAACCAGGCGGCUGGUACGAGGGAUGGAGAGGUUGAAUGAGCCGGUAAAUCAAUGGGACACUCCGCUUACAAGUUUGAUUCUCUACAAGCUAGAUUCUGCUUCUUUGAUGGCCUGGGAACAAUAUUCUGCCGAUCAUGAGGCAGACACGUAUAAACGUAUGAUUGAGUUCUGCGAGAAACGAGUGAAAAUACUAAGUAGCUGCACCACACACACAACGAACGCUGUAGACACAAGGCCGGCAAGGGUGGUCGGCAGUUCAUCACCACGUAGUUAUGCAGCAGCGCGUCAGAAGAAAGAAAGUGCGACCUUUUUAGCAUGUGCAGCACAAACUCCCAAGGCAGCCUCUAAUACCUGUCCGGUCUGCAAGGCUGAUCAUAAUGUGGCGAAGUGCACCUCAUUCAGAAGCAUGGACUUGUCCCAAAGGCAGACGGUUGCGAAGGAAGCUAGGUUAUGCUUCAGCUGCUUAAGAAGAGGACAUUCUAUACGAUUUUGCAGAAUGCAUGGCAGAUGUUUAAACUGCAAUGGAAGGCAUAACACUUUAUUGUGUAUCAAGCAGGGAGAGUUUCCAGUAUCAACAAGCUCAGAGACAUCAGCGCUGCCAAUUAGUGCGACACUUCAGGACAAGGUAGAGAAGCCACAAAAAACCGUCUGGUUGUCAACAGCUCUUAUUUUGGUAGAAGGGGUUAAUGGUUCUACGAUUCCUGCACGAGCCCUCCUGGACAUGGGAGCCCAGUCUAACUUUAUGUCCGAAAGAUUGGUUCAGCAGCUAAAACUAAAGAAGGAACGAGUUCACAAGCCGCUGUCAGGAGUGGGAACCGUUGCAUUGACCGCGAACAAUUUGGUUUCGACAACUGUCAAAUCUAGAACAACCACAUUUGUUAAGAGGCUGGAGUUUUUAGUACUGGCAAGGGUAACAGCUAACUUCCCAUCGAGAUACGUGAAAGUCGAAGGCUGGAAUGUUCCAUCAGGAUUGGAAUUGGCAGAUCCAUCAUUCUACCAGCCUGGAUCAAUAGAUCUUUUAUUGGGGGCGGAAGUGUUUGCCGAUAUGUUGAAGCAAGGUCAGAUCAAACUCGCGCCCCACUUACCCAAGCUACUCGAAACUCAUCUUGGAUGGAUAGUUAGUGGCACUGUGUUUGAGCAUCCUAAAGGAAGUAUUGAUGAAGCCCAUAUUGCGUGCUGUGCUGUUGAAGACGAUAGUUUUGAUACGGCAAUGAAGCGGUUGGUGAUGCUGGAAGACCUUCCAACAGAAAGAAUUCGCUCAAAGGAAGAGGAACAAUGCGAGCGCAGCUACCAAGAAACAACAUACCAGAACGAGGAAGGCAGAUACGUGGUUCAGCUGCUCAAACGGUUCGAUUGGAAGACACUUGGAGAAUCCAAAGAAACUGCACUGAAAAGGUUCAUGGCUAUGGAAAGGCGAAGAAAAUCGGACUGCAGGCUCGACGACGCUUACAAAGCCUUUAUGAAAGAGUACCUUGAUCUUAAACACAUGUCAUAUUUGGGUACGUAUGCAGAAAUCGAUACAAAUAACUUAAGACCUUCUUUCUUUCUUCCACAUCAUGCGGUUUGGAAAACGGACAGCACCACCACUAAAUGCAGAGUUGUAUUCGACGCAUCAUGUAAAACAACUUCUGGUCGGUCCCUGAAUGAUGUGCUAUUAACCGGUCCGCAACUACAAGACGACGUUGUAUCGAUACAGCUGCGAUUUCGGAUGAAACUAGUAGCUGUAGUGGCAGAUGUGGAAAAAAUGUAUCGUCAGAUACUCGUGAAGGACUGCGAUAAGGCAUUGCAACGAAUUUUGUGGCGCAGCGAUGCUAAUGAGCCGAUAGCAGUGUACGAGUUGAACACGGUCACAUACGGCACGGCCUGUGCUCCGUUCUUAGCCAUCCGAACCCUGCAGCGAAUCUUUGAUGAUCAUGGCACCAAGUUUCCGAAGGCAAUGGCAUGCAAGGCAGAUUUUUACGUCGAUGAUUUGCUGUCCGGUGCAACGACAACACGUGAUGCACAAGAAAUGGCCGGGCAGUUAAAUAAGUUACUUUCGUGCGGAGGAUUCAGUUUAAGAAAGUGGGCAUCCAAUUGCCCAGAAGCGCUGAAAGAUAUUCCGGAAGAUCAAAGAGCAACCAACCCACAGCAUGAAUUGGCAGCCGAGACCAGCUCUAUUUCGACGCUUGGAUUAUUGUGGACACCUGAAUCGGAUAUUUUACAAGUCCAGGUUAAGCUACCGAUACAGGAGAGCAAAUGCACGAAACGACAGGUGCUAGCAUGUAUUGCACGUAUCUACGAUCCACUCGGCUUCAUAGAUCCGGUUAAGAUGAAGGCCAAGCUUUUUAUGCAGCAAAUUUGGAUGUUGAAGGGAACAGAUAAGCGCGCUUGGCCAUGGGAUGAAGAACUCCCGGAACAGUUGGCUCGAGAUUGGAUGUCAUUUUUUAUGCAGCUACAUCUCUUGGAAAAGGUACGCAUUCCACGGGUAGUUAUUCAGAGUGAUACGUUAUCGAUGCAGUAUCACCUGUUCUGCGAUGCAUCAGAGAAAGGCUACGGUGCGUGCUGCUACGUUCGAAGUGUCUCGACCAGAGGAGAGGUGUUAGUUCGACUGAUGAUUUCAAAAUCCAAGGUGACACCGUUAUCUCAGAGGAUGACCAUUGCACGUUUGGAGCUCUGUGGCGCGUUACUGGCAAGCAGAUUGUACGAGCAAGUAAAACAGGCAAUUGGCCGCGAUGAGCCUACAUUCCUGUGGACCGAUUCGAUGACCACUUGGCAUUGGAUUCAUUCCCCUCCAAGUCGGUGGAAGACAUUUGUUGCGAAUCGGGUUUCGAAGAUUCAAAACCUUACGGAAGGAGCCAGCUGGAGACAUGUGCCUGGAGUGGUGAAUCCAGCCGAUGUGGUGUCUAGAGGCUGCGAUCCUGCAACGUUUAUGGAGUCAACAUCAUGGUGGUCGGGGCCAGAAUGGUUGGCAUCGACAGAAGAAAAUUGGCCAACAGUACCGGAGUCUAAGACUCUGGAGACGGGUGAAGAACGUUCCAACGAGUUAAUACUUUCUUCACUGGAUGAAGAAGGAUUUAUUGACCAUUUGUUCACCCGUUACGGAUCAUACUCAAAACUUCGCAUGGUAGUUGGGUACUGUUUGCGGUUUAUACAUGCUUUGCGAAUGAGAGUAAGCAGCUCAAAGGUCCAGCCUAAGUUUGGUGAGGGCCUUUCAACGGCAGAACGGCAGCAGGCAGAAUGGGUAUUGUGUCGAUUGGCUCAACGUAACUCGUUUAAUAGAGAAUGGAAGGAUUUAAACGCCAAGAAACCAGUUCAUCGAGCGUCACAUCUUCGAGGGUACCAACCAUUCAUCGACAGCAAUGGUUUAAUUCGGAUAAACGGCAGAUUGCAACAUGCAUCUCUAUCACCUGAUGCCAAACAGCCCAUAGUGAUACCGAAAAAACACCCGUUGGCAAUCCUGUUAGCUGAGUACUACCACCGGAAAAACCUGCAUGCUGGUCCACAGAUGAUGCUUACCAGAAUAAGGCAACGAUUUUGGCUGUUGGAUGGACGAUCGGUGGUGAGAAAGGUAUUUCAUCAAUGCGUGCGCUGUUUCAGAUGCAAACCUAAGGCAGUCACUCAACCGAUGGCGAGUCUUCCGAAAAACAGAGUGACUGAGGCGAGACCGUUCUCUGUAGCUGGCGUCGAUUAUUGCGGUCCUGUUUGGGUGAAGGCACAAUCGCGGAGGGCCGCCCCUAUAAAGGCUUUCGUUGCAGUAUUUGUGUGUUUUAUUACGCGUGCCGUCCACAUCGAGCUCGUGUCGGAUUUGAGUACACCAGCGUUCCUAGCUGCAUUAAGGCGAUUCGUAUCGAGAAGAGGCUUGGUAUCGGAGUUAUACUCUGACAACGGUACGAACUUCAGGGGAGCUGCGAACGAGCUACACCGCCUAUACGAGCUGCUCAAUUCUCCUGAUGACCGAAGGGAGAUCUCAUCUUGGUGUGCCGAGAACCAGAUAUCGUGGAAAUUCAUCCCACCCCGGACUCCACAUUUUGGCGGAUUGUGGGAGGCUGCAGUGCGUUCUAUGAAGCACCAUUUGAUUCGCGUCAUCGGAAAUGCGUCAAUGUCUUAUGAAGACAUGACAACGUUGCUAUCGGAAGUAGAAGCAUGCCUUAACUCAAGACCUCUAACGAUUCUUUCUAAUCAUCCCACAGAUCCAGAAGUACUCACCCCUGGACACUUCCUAACUGGCUCGCACCUCCAGCAUGUCGUAGAGGUUGAUUUGAAGGAUGUACCAGAAAACCGUGUGAACCAUUGGCGCCUCGUUCAAAAACGACUACAACACUUCUGGGAAAGGUGGCGUUUAGAAUAUAUGCAACAAUUGAAUGGGAAACACAAAUGGGAUUGCAUUGCGACAAAAAUUGUGCCAGGAACAGUAGUAUUGUUAAGAGAGGAUAAUGUAGCACCUAUGAAAUGGCCAUUGGCGAUAAUAACAGAGGUUUACCCUGGUAGUGACGGCAUAGUAAGAGUGGUAAAAGUACGUACGGCUCAAGGCAAUGAGAUUAAAAGACCAACUGUGAGAAUCUGUAUUAUACCGAAUCAAGAACGACAAAUGGCACACGAUGGAAGUUAGAUUAAGUUUGUACAUAGCAUGUUCUAAGGUUAGGAAUAAACGCAUGAAGCUAGCAAUUAUUUCACGAAAAGGAUUACAAGCAUGCGAGGUAAAAUUAAUGAAUUUUAGGUGGUCGGCAUGUUUACGCCUAAAUGCAUGCGAUUUUGUUGCAUGCCAUAAUACGUGUUUGUGAACGGUUGUAACAGUAUUAGUGUAGGCAUAAGAUAGGAUAGGAUUAAGAAAUAUUGUAAAUAUAGAUAGAACCCAAAACGCAUUCGACCAGAGCAGACGUCCCCCCUUGAACAGCACAACGAACCAUCCGAACA
Anopheles stephensi (Asian malaria mosquito) is the source of this 6512-nucleotide messenger RNA. RefSeq lists its product as uncharacterized. The record is from RefSeq and is a predicted model, not a curated record. The transcript has 2 exons. Bases 931 to 6207 code for a protein of 1758 amino acids. Gene Ontology annotation, molecular function: nucleic acid binding. Gene Ontology annotation, biological process: DNA integration. Lineage: Eukaryota; Metazoa; Arthropoda; Insecta; Diptera; Culicidae.